This is a messenger RNA of Passer domesticus (house sparrow), 1344 nucleotides long. RefSeq names its product hydrocephalus-inducing protein homolog. NCBI's taxonomy places the organism in Eukaryota, Metazoa, Chordata, Aves, Passeriformes, Passeridae. Gene Ontology annotation, biological process: axonemal central apparatus assembly; cilium movement. The transcript has 9 exons. The coding region runs from base 1 to 1344 and encodes 447 amino acids. Gene Ontology annotation, cellular component: axoneme. The record is from RefSeq and is a predicted model, not a curated record.
AUGGAUUUCCACUUUGCUUUCUUGCUGCUGCAGGUGAACCUGAUCAACCAAGGAGCUCUUGAUGCUCCCUUCAGCUGCAUCCCUUCAGCCACAAAGGUGGGCUUGGGCUUCAAGUUGGCACCUCAGGAGGGCAUCAUUGCAGCAGGUGGGAGCCAGACUCUCCAGAUCUCCUUCAGUGCCACCGUGUUGGGGAGGUUUGAGGAAGAAUUCCGGUUCAGUGUGGCUGGAUCUCCUACGCCUGCCAUCCUGACCAUCAAGGGCAGCGUCACUGGACCGAGUUUGCACUUCGACCUCCCUGAGCUCGACUUCGGGGACAUCUCCUUUGGCUUUCCCUACACCCAGUGCUGCCGGCUCACUAACAGCUCCCCGGUGCCCGUGACGUUCCAGCUCCGCAUGUCGUUCGAUGGCACGCAGCCGGCUGUGGACAGCGUGGAUCAGAUCCGCUGCCACAGUGACCCAGCCUGGAGGAAGGGCGUUCACUUGUAUGUGGAGCCCCGGGAGUUUACCAUCACUCCCAGCCAAGGGACCAUCCUGCCCCAGGGACACCAGGACAUCCAGGUGACCCUGUGUUCCAACUCGGUGAUGGAGUUCUACAGGAAAAUGCUGGUGGAUCUGGAGGGUUUUGGCAAGGGAGUGGCAUCAUUGGUCAUCACAGCCAGAUGUCUUGUUCCUAAGCUGCAAGUGUCCCCCCACGUGCUGCAGUAUGAUGAGUGCCUCCUGAAGGUGCCCUACGAGAAGAAGUUCAUCAUUAGGAAUCCCAGCCACCUGCCUGGCUGCUACGGGCUUAUUGAACAGAAACGCAAGGAGGACUCUGCUGUGCUCUACUCCAGCCCCAAGCCCUGUGGGAUUGUCCAGCCUCACAGCACUGCAGAGAUCCCAGUGCUGGUGGAAGUGCAGGCGCUGGGCACGCAUCGCACCAAUGUUCUCAUCGGCGUGUUCGGGGAUGAGAGAAACCCACUGGCUUCCAGUAUCCUGCCAGUGUCAGGUGUGCUGCAGCCAGGAGAGAGCCAGCAGGUCUCCUUGCCCUUCUCUGGCCACCUCAAUAGCAUCUCCAGUGCCACAGCGCUGCGCCAUGUGGAGGGAGGCCCCAGCUCCGAGGUGCUGGUGCCCGGGGAGGCCUCACGUGUCAGCUGCUCCCCGAGCCCCCAGGAGAUCAACUGUGGCUCUGGGGCACCUCUCAGGGAGAGAAGGGAGCUGAAGCGGCUGUCUCCAAAGCUUGAGGAGGAGGCAAAAGCCUUGGCGGAGGAAGAGAGGCAGAAGGAGAAAGAGAAGCAGAAGAAAGAAAAGAAGGGUGUCUCUAAUGAGAUGCAUGUCUUUUGUUAUGAGUAUGAAGAAACAGCGUAG